Messenger RNA from Ziziphus jujuba (common jujube), 2268 nucleotides. Its product is annotated as MDIS1-interacting receptor like kinase 2-like. Gene Ontology annotation, biological process: protein phosphorylation. The record is from RefSeq and is a predicted model, not a curated record. NCBI's taxonomy places the organism in Eukaryota, Viridiplantae, Streptophyta, Magnoliopsida, Rosales, Rhamnaceae. The transcript is spliced from 2 exons. Gene Ontology annotation, molecular function: protein kinase activity; protein binding; ATP binding. Bases 9 to 2171 code for a protein of 720 amino acids.
CCUUGAUCAUGUCUGCUAACAAGCUUAAUGGAUCACUUCCCUCUAGUGUGGGUCAAUUAACCAAACUAACCGCUCUGUCCCUUUAUUCAAACCGUAUCAGUGGUUCAAUUCCUCCGGAAAUAGGGAAACUGACCAACCUUACUUAUCUCGACCUUGAUGAUAAUAACCUCAUUGGACAACUACCUCCAAUUUUGGGUCAGUUAACUAAUUUGUCUUAUCUGUACCUUAAUUCCAACCAUUUAAAUGGAUCAAUUCCUCUCUCAAUUGGACAGCUAGUGAAACUGGAUUCUCUGUUCCUAAAUGGCAAUAUGCUCAGUGGACCACUUCCACCCACAUUGGGUCAUUUAACAAAUUUGGUAGAGUUACGUCUUGAGUCAAACAAAUUUAACGGAUCCAUCCCUCCAGAAAUUGGAAAUCUUAUAAAUCUGGAGAGUUUGGGACUCGAGAAUAACCAAUUAACUGGUGCAAUACCGUCUGCUAUAUGUAAUUUAACCAACUUACAAUAUUUGUGCCUCAGUCAGAAUCAGAUAAGCGGUUCGUUGCCUUCUCGAAUAGGGAAUUUAAAGAAUCUGACAAGUUUGCUACUCAGUUCAAACAACCUCAUGGGUCCUAUUAUGCCAUCUUUAAGUGGUCUGGAGAGUAUAAAGUAUAUUGACAUGUCAGACAACCACUUCAAUGGAAGCAUACCAGCUGAGAUAUGUUCCCUUUCUACACUCACUUUUUUGGACCUCAGUAACAACUCAAUUGUUGGACAAAUACCUUCCCAAUUUCAUAACAUUAGAAGCUUGACCACCUUGAACCUUGCCUGCAACUCAAUCCUUGGAGAAAUACUUUCUGAACUAGGCGACCUCAAAAACUUGACCACCUUGAACCUUGCCUAUAACAAUCUCACUGGUAGCAUCCCCUCUUCUGUUCUAAGUCAAUUUAAGAACAAUUCGCUCAAUCUUGAUGGCAACAAGGAUUUAUGCGGUAACUUCACAGGUUUUCUUCCCUGCAGCUUACUGUCGAUCCCACCAAGUAGUCAUCACGGUGUCAUCAACAAAAUCAAAAGCAUUAUUAUUCCUGUCUCAGUUAUACUUUUCUUGUCAUUUCUUGUGCUUAUAAUGGCAAUGUUCUACAAAAAUAAAAAGUGCCUAUCAGUUGGUGAGACAAUCACAAUGAAGAAUGGAGAUAUAUUUUCAAUAUGGAAUUAUGAUGGGAACAUAGCAUACAAUGACAUCAUACAAGCAACAGAGGAUUUUGAUAUAAAGUAUUGCAUUGGUACUGGUGGUUAUGGAAGUGUCUACAAAGCACAAUUGCCUAAUGGCAAAAUAGUUGCUCUGAAAAAACUUCACACUUCAGAGGCUGAAGAACAUGCUUUGAGAAAGAGUUUCACAAAUGAGGUGAAAACAUUGAUAGAAAUAAGACAUCGAAACAUUGUGAGACUCUAUGGUUUCUGUUUACAUAAAAGGUGUAUGUUUUUGAUUUAUGAAUAUAUGGAAAAAGGGAGUUUGUUUUGUGUGUUGAACAAUGAUGCUGAGGCUAUGGAAUUGGAUUGGGAGAAAAGAGUGAAUAUUAUCAUAGGUAUAGUGAACGCACUGUGUUACAUGCACCAUGACUGCAGUCCACCAAUUGUUCAUCGUGAUGUAACCACAAACAAUGUUCUAGUAAACUCAGAACUACAGGCCGUUGUAGCUGAUUUUGGCACAGCAAGACUCCUUGAUCCUAAUUCGUCCACACAAAGUACCAUACUUGCGGGUACUUAUGGUUAUAUUGCUCCAGAAUUUGCGUAUACUACUGCUAUAACAGAAAAAUGCGAUGUGUAUAGUUUUGGAGUGGUGACACUUGAAAUUUUAAUGGGAAGGCAUCCAAAGGAAUUGUUAUCAUCAUUAUCAUCAUCAGCUACACAAAGUCAAUUGCUAAAUGAAGUUUUAGACAAACGCCUACCACCCCCAACAAGUCGUUUGGAUGUGCAUAAUGUUGUUCUUGUUUCUGCAAUUGCCUUGGCAUGCUUACAUUCCAACCCAAAGUGUCGACCAACUAUGCAAAGUGUUUCUCAACAAUUCCUUGCCCGCAGAAAUCUGUUAGCAGUUCAGUGUUUUCAUGAAAUUUCAAUGGGGCAGCUCAUGAACCAACAAGUCUAUGUAGACCGUGACCAAAGUGAGAUGUGUACAACUUCCGUCCAAAGAUGAUUUUUUUCUUUUUGACUAGGAUAAACAUAUGAUUCUAUAUAUGUAAAGGUCAGUAGGCAAAUUUUUUUUUUUUUUUUAAUAAAUUUCUGUUGCUAUA